Molecule: messenger RNA, 1742 nt
Organism: Spirodela intermedia
Lineage: Eukaryota; Viridiplantae; Streptophyta; Magnoliopsida; Alismatales; Araceae
Source: the annotation of a GenBank genome assembly
AUGGAGAAUACUGCAGAGCAGCGGGCAGAGGGGCAGGAUGGCAAGGGAUCCGGCUCGAUAACCGAGGGAAUCCUUCCUCAACUUCUCAAUCUGUGAGUUCUCUCGUGUUAACCUUCCCCCGCUCAUAAUUUCUAAGACUUUCAAGUUUGCAUCUACGUUAAUUGGAGCGAAGGGGCAAAAACAGAGCACUAGAAAUUUCUAGAGCGCGUCCUGCGUGGUGACGUCAUUUUUCUCUGGGAUAAAUGUUCUGCGAAGAUGAUGCUCAGGUGUUCAGCUGAUGUAGGAUUAAUCUUGUCAGUGGAGCGCCUUGUGAAGAUCUGAGUUAAAUGAUCAAAUUGACAGUUCCGUCGUAGUGAUGCUCGGGCUAAUUGAAUCGAUUGCUCAUAUCACAGGUACGGAUCUACUGCGACGUCCCGGGACUUUGAGAUUUAUGCCUCAAAUGCGACAUUUGAAGAUCCCCUGAUGCGCGCGCACGGGUAUGUCUCAGAUGCGUCUUUCUUGUUUAGAUUGCAUAGAGAUUUAUGCGGACUCAUCUUUCUGUUCGCAGAGUAAAGCAGAUUAAAUCGGCAUUUUAUUCGCUGCCUAAGGUACGAUCGUUGUUUCUAACAUGAUUCCGUUUUUCUGUACAUCUUAUUACGCGUAAACCCUCACACCCAGUCAUUGAUUUGUUGGGUUUGUUUUCAGCAGUGACGAAGUUUGCACUCUUUUCUCCAGUUCUUCUCUUUUGGUCGCCAUGGUUGCUUGUGAAGAACUUCUAAUGGCCAGUAUUUAUGCUUCUUUUUUACUGUCACAGGUAUUCAGUGAAUCAAAGAUUGUAGAAUAUAGCAUCAAAGAAAACGCUACCGGACCUGGAAAUGGAGAGGUAAAGCAUCAUUUCCGACUGUCUCAUCGGCCUUGCUAAUGGACAUGGACAUCUCAUCAUGUGCUUACUCUCCAUUAUUGCUGCAGGUGUUGAUCGACAACAAGCAGUACUACAAAAUCCUGGGGAGAGACAUCAACAUCAUCUCUCUAAUCAAACUUCAUCUUAAAGAUGGAAAGGUCAUCCGCCAUGAAGACUGGUAUGCUAUGCUUCCUGGAUUCUGUAUUUACUCUUCAACACUCUAACAAAAAAGCAACGGCGUUCGUGUUGGGAAUUUUACUCAAGUGUGAUUUUUUUUCCCGCUCCUGUGGGUAGAAAAAUUGGUGUUUAGAUUGAUCCCUGAACCCAUUAUGGUAUCAAUGCAUUCUCACAGUUUUGCUCUUUCUUAUUACAGUUAAUUCAGAGUUGUCUGUCUUUGUUCUAUGAACUCGUCAUUAUAGUAAUCCUGCCCUCUGCAUUUUUCCUAGGUGUCCAUGGUUAUGAAUCCACAGCUCUGAUCUUCCUUCUGUACUUUUCCUGCUCGGAAUUAAGAGGAUUCUAUCUUCCCUUUUCUCCUCCCAAUUAUAGUAGCUCACAGUCUUCUGCAUAAAAACUUUCUAUGUACUCAUAAUCUGUGCUUUACUGUUCCUGCCAGGAAUUCAAGCGAAAACUUAAUAAUGUCUCUCCACUUGAUGCAUUUCUUAGCCUCAUAAUCUAUGUCCCACCUUCGUUGACUCCAUUCUCUCUUGGGGUUGAUCAAACUUGCAGGUGGGACAAGAAGCCUCUGAAGAACAGGGAGACAGUGAAGUUACCACUGGUGGGACAACUGGCUGAGCUCACUCGCCGGGCUUCCAUGCUGGCGACUCAUUGUCUGAUGAGGUUCGGAAAGGAUCCGAGCCCAUGA